AUGGCGGCGCGCGGAUCGGCGAGGAGAGAAGACGGCGAGGGCGGGGCGCCGAGGUGGUUCGUGGCGAACGCGAGGGUCGGUGCGAGCGAGGCGGCGACGACGCAGAGCGCGCGGCCGGCGAGCUCGACGGCGGACGCGGCGACGACGGACGCGGCGACGAGCGCGGGCGGCGACGACGCGGUGGAGAACGAAGUCGUGGCGCUGUCGAAGACGAAGCGCGUGACGGUGCGAAAGUGGAAGGAAACGACGCUCGUUGACAUUCGCGAGUACUAUCAAGCCGGUGGCGAGGGACCGUACAAGCCGGGGAAGAAAGGGAUUUCGUUGUCUUCGGCGCAGUGGCGGGUGCUCGACGCGAACAUCGAUAAAGUGGCGAGCGCCAUCGAGGCGUGCGAGGCGUCGAGCCAAGAGCAGCUGGUGUGCGAGAUGUCGAACACGCGACGGUGCACG
This is a messenger RNA of Ostreococcus lucimarinus CCE9901, 447 nucleotides long. RefSeq lists its product with no specific name. Gene Ontology annotation, molecular function: DNA binding; transcription coactivator activity. The record is from RefSeq and is a predicted model, not a curated record. The transcript has a single exon. The annotation marks the transcript as partial. Lineage: Eukaryota; Viridiplantae; Chlorophyta; Mamiellophyceae; Mamiellales; Bathycoccaceae. Gene Ontology annotation, biological process: positive regulation of transcription initiation by RNA polymerase II.